AUGACGUCUCCAAGUUCAUUCAAAGAUAAGUUCUACGAGAAGGUCAUCAACCCCUACCUACCGGAGGUGAUGAGACACCCUCAAACCAUUGAGAUGCGUGAGGGGGUGCUUCACAUCUGGGAUGUUAAAGGACCAAAGAAGACCGGGAGCGUGGAGACCAGGCUCGAAGCGAUGGAGCAGGAGAUCUUCAGGUGCCAAGGGAUGGUGGAGCAUGGACUCAACGCCAACAACUCCAUGAUCACGAAAUUCACCUGUGAUCACAAGCUGGACAAUAAAAAUAUUGGGGAGGCCAUCUUUAAGCUUCACAAGCGGAUUGGGCAACUUCAAGCUCAGAUCUACGACCUAUGUGUCUUACCGAAGCUUUGA
This is a messenger RNA of Aegilops tauschii subsp. strangulata, 366 nucleotides long. RefSeq lists its product as uncharacterized. The record is from RefSeq and is a predicted model, not a curated record. NCBI's taxonomy places the organism in Eukaryota, Viridiplantae, Streptophyta, Magnoliopsida, Poales, Poaceae.